Molecule: messenger RNA, 858 nt
Organism: Paramecium sonneborni
Lineage: Eukaryota; Ciliophora; Oligohymenophorea; Peniculida; Parameciidae
Source: the annotation of a GenBank genome assembly
AUGUAGUAGUUAAAAGCACAACUGUUAGAUUUAGAUUUAUUAUAAUCAUCUUUUAUUGAUGGUCCUUAAGAAAAAGAAAAAGAGUUCCAUUAAUAAAAAAUAAUUAGACUUAAUUAAUUGAUUAGCCAAAAUUACAAAACAAUAGAUUAAAAAGAAGUUCAAUUAAUUUAAAUGCAAAAUAGGUAAUUUGUUUAGUAUUAAUAGUUUUAGUUUAGGUUCUUUGAUAGAUGAAUAUGAUAUAAAUAUUAAUUAUAUUGAUCAAAUGCUUUAAACAAUAGAUUCUAUUAUAUAUGAUACAGAAAAGGUUGGUAUGAGAUUCUUUUAAAAAAGAGGGAGAGUGAAUGAAAUAAUGGAAAAUUUCGGAAAAUCAACAAUAAAAAAUGUAAAAUUAGAUUUGCCUAUGUUAAAAUAAAUAAUUCAGAUUGGAAUAAAGAGUAAUUUUGGAGAUGCAUAAUCUUAUAAAUAAGUAAUUAUGUUAAUUACAAUAAGAUAAAAGAACUCUUAAUUUAAUUAAGAAAUAAGUUAGUUGGUGAACUUAAUAAUUUAAAUACUGAUAAGAUUGAUUAGCUUGAAUUAAAUAUUAAUGUUUUAAAGAAGGAAACAAUGAAAUUAAAGAGUCAACUGUUAGAAUCGACAUAGAAAAUACAAGUAGAAAAUAGAGAUAUAAGCUCAAUUACAGAAAGUAAGAAGAGAAUUGAGACAGAAUUAAUAAUACUUGAUGAAGACUUAAGAUUGGAGAAUGAAUUAUUUAAUAGGAAAGAAACAUUUUUAAUAGAAGAGGUGAAGGAAUUAAUGGAUAUAGAAUAACUUUUAAAAAAUAGAGAACUAAUUGAAUAUAUUUAAGAAUAAUAAUAAUGA